AUGGAGACAGUACGAAUUGGAAUUGCCGAGAUGACGCACUCUGUGACUUGGCUGAAGUUCCAUGACCAUAAGGGUGCAUGGUGUUCGGAAGUCGAAGCAAGAGCGAAUCAGGACGAGGCACAAAUCUCCCAACACGCCAUGGCUGGCAAAACUUCAUUCAACAUUGAGAUCACGUCGUCGCAAAAUCAAGUCGCUGUGCCGUCCCUGUAA
Messenger RNA from Clonostachys solani, 210 nucleotides. NCBI's taxonomy places the organism in Eukaryota, Fungi, Ascomycota, Sordariomycetes, Hypocreales, Bionectriaceae. The record is from the annotation of a GenBank genome assembly.